CGUGCUUUUGGCGCGGGAUCCAGAGUCGAUGCAGACGCUCCUCAAUGUUGUGGGUGAGGCGGCAACGUGGGCCGGGCUUACCUUCAAGCCGUCGAAGUGUGCCACGCUUCACAUCCGCCGUCGGGAGACACUAGGCUCGGUAUUCGCCCUGCAAGGGGGAGAACCAGCCGUACUCGGUGCGGGUGACGCCUACCUCCAUCUUGGCGUUCCCACCGGCUACAAAGUCUCGCAGACGCCAACGGAUGCGAUCGCGGCAAUUCGACGCGACUUGCAGCGCCUGGACGCUUCCCUGCUGGCUCCCUGGCAGAAGAUUGACGCCGUGCGCGUCUUUCUCCUCCCCAGGCUUGACUUUGUCAUGCGGGGCGGAGCGGUCCGCAAGGGGCCGCUAUCUGCACUUGACAAGGCAGUGAAAGCGGCCGUUAAAUCAUGGCUCUUUCUCCCGCAGCGCGCGUCCACUGAACAGCUGUACCUCGCGCUGGGAGAGGGAGGAUGCGGCCUGACGCCGCUCGCGGACGCUGCGGACAUCUCGACGAUCGUCCACGGCUUCCGCAUGCUGCACUGCGACGACGCCACCGUCCGAGACAUCGCCUGGGCCACUCUAUCUACGGCCGCGCGCCGCCGGCUGGGGAGGGAGCCGAGUCGAUCCGACUUGGCCACCUACCUUAGCGGCAGCACUGAGGGCGACCUCGCAAGAGACGGAGGCGACAUCCAGUCACUGUGGACGCGCGUCAGGAACGCCACAAGGCGCCUAGCGCCGCGUGGCGUCACCUGGCGCUGGAGUGACUUGCUUUCUGAGUUGCAGGUGGAGGUCGGCGGCCAGCCCGCCAUCGCUGACGACGCGGAACACGGCGGCAUCGGAGGGGUGACGCAGCCGGCCACGGAGGGGACGGCGCCCGGGACUUCACGACACCUCGAAGAUGACGGCGAUGGACCGCAGCACGAUGAUGACGGCGUGGGACGCAUCGCCAACACUGGCGUCGAGCAUGUCCGGGUGGGAGGGGGCGCCAAGCGUCUGCUCUCUCGGACGCUCCGCGAGUGUCUGAGGCAGCGCUUGCGCAACCUCCUACUCAGGAAACCUGACCAGGGGAAGGUGUUCGAGUGCACCAGGGACUCCACAGCGUCCAACCACUUCAUAGCGGGAGGCAAAUACACCCGCUUCGCAGACUGGCGCUUUAUCCAUCGCGCCAGACUCGGAGUCGUGCCUCUGAACGGUUGUCGCCGCUUUGAUGGGCGGGCAAACAACAACAAAGCCUGCCGACGCUGUGGCCACGACAAUGAGACGCUCCCACACGUAAUCAACGCGUGUAUGGUGCACUCAGCAGCCCUGCAAUAUCGCCACAACGCGGUCCUCAACCGCCUCGCGACAGCAGUCGCUGGGCGGCCAAGAAGAGGAAACACUGCUGUUCCUGACAUCAGGAUCAACCAAGCCGUCAUAGGGGACAGCAGUGGGCUGCGUCCGGACCUCGUUGUAACUGACGAGGCCGCGAAGACUGUAACCAUCGUCGAUGUGACAAUCCCCUUCGAGAAUAGGCGGAUUGCGCUCGACAACGCUCGGCAACUAAAGAGGAUAAAGUACGCCGACGUUGCGCGCGGAUUAGCUGCUCGCGGCUACUCCGUCACUGUCGACGCCCUGGUUGUUGGCAGUCUGGGGGCGUGGGACCGCCAGAACGAUGCAGUGCUUCGGCACCUAGGCAUCGCUAGCCGCUACUGCCAACUGAUGCGGCGGCUGAUGGUGUCUGACACCAUCAAGUGGUCCCGCGACAUUUACGUGGAACACAUCACUGGCUACCGCCAGUAUGUGUCCCCCUAGACUGUGGCAUGCUCUGACGUCAGGCUGCGAGACCUUCGAGACUGCAGUCGUCGGAGAACUUCGAGGUCGGUGCCUUCGUGACGUCGGUGUCGAGAUUCUCUUCAACGACGCGGGAACGGCGGCGCUACACCAUCUUCGCGCCGCACUGCAGCAGUGCCGAGUCAGUAGCGGUGCGUGCGGUGCUGCCUGGUGCCCCUCCCUCCGUGGUGUCCGCCGAAUAUGGCCCCCACCCCGGUUGGCGCGGUGCUAGGCGGCGCCAAACGUGUGCCUACUGCCCGGCAGUCUCCAGCCAGCGUGGGAAGCAACACCCUCCUGCCACGACACCCCAGUGACGUCCGCCGCAAGGCAGACAGAGGGGAGAAGUCCGGCUGUGUGUGACCCGCCUGCGUGUGUGGCACACCAGCCGCUGGCAGCCGUGCAUGUGCAGUGUGCUGUCAGGGCAUGGAGAUGAAUGGAAUAAAAUAAAAUAGCUCCUAAAUUAGGUCCCCUGGUCUGACAUGAGUAAGGCCGCGCCUACCGCGGGAAUAGUCUUAAGGAUAACAUACUUAAGUAACCGCGCCUAACGCGGCCUCCCAAUAUUUAAGUAGUGGGCUUAACCCACGAAAUAGAAUAGGAAUACAAUACCUAAGUACGGUUAGAACCGUUUCUUCUUAAUUUUAUCUAAACUUAAUAAAACUGUAAAACUCGCAUUAUAUAGAGUCAUUGAUAUUCUUUCUUAAAAUUAUAC
This is a messenger RNA of Schistocerca cancellata (South American locust), 2537 nucleotides long. RefSeq lists its product as uncharacterized. The transcript has 2 exons. Bases 29 to 1810 code for a protein of 593 amino acids. The record is from RefSeq and is a predicted model, not a curated record. NCBI's taxonomy places the organism in Eukaryota, Metazoa, Arthropoda, Insecta, Orthoptera, Acrididae.